UCGGCCUUCCUGCAGAAGUACCCGAAUAACGUGCAAAACCACAUCAAGGGCAUCGACGUGAUUGAGAGAUGCAUAGACACGAAGGAGCAGACGCUCAAAAUGAGGAGGAUAGUCCACCUGCAGUACUUCAUCCCGAAGCUCUUCCGCAAUCUCCUCAACAUAGACGGGCGAGGCGUAGGUAUCGAAGACAUAGAUAUUAACCUGAGGGAGAAAAAACUGACAGUGAGCACCGUCAAUUAUACGAUGACCCCAUUGGUCAACUUAACAGAAAAGUGCGUGUACCUUCAGAAGGAGGACGAUGAUAAUCAAACCCACUACAAGCAGACCACCACUCUGGACAUUAACGGAUUCGGUUACAUGAAGAACCUCGUGGAACGGGCCAUAAUCAACACGGUGCGAGAAAAAAGCAAACAAGGAAUCAACAUCAUGAACGAGACAAUCAAGAGAGUUAUUAAUGACAACGUUCACAUAAAUAACAGCGACGUUUACGUGGAUGCACUGGAGAAGGGGAAAAAAUAG
Molecule: messenger RNA, 519 nt
Organism: Plasmodium cynomolgi strain B
Lineage: Eukaryota; Apicomplexa; Aconoidasida; Haemosporida; Plasmodiidae
Product: MSF1-like protein
Exons: 4
Biological process (GO): phospholipid transport
Cellular component (GO): mitochondrial intermembrane space
Molecular function (GO): phosphatidic acid transfer activity
Source: RefSeq, a predicted model, not a curated record